Porites evermanni is the source of this 321-nucleotide messenger RNA. The record is from the annotation of a GenBank genome assembly. Lineage: Eukaryota; Metazoa; Cnidaria; Anthozoa; Scleractinia; Poritidae.
AUGAAGGAUGGUUAUUUGGUCUCUAUGUUAGAACGUUGCACUGUUUCUGGCGAUACCGUCAGCUGUCGCCUGACCUUGUGGGGAACAGCCAUCCAAGAAGUCGCAAAUCACAAAUCUUAUUCCAUCACAGAUGUGCGUGUAAAAAUCUUCAACUCCACCAAGUAUCUCACAUCUACUACAGCAACAACCUUUACAAUUGCUGAAGAAUCCUAUGAACCCCCAAGUGAAGAAGAUUUCUCCAGACUUUUCGAUGCCGUAUCAAAUUACGUUCCAAAAAUCCUACUGCCUGAUAGUUACAAGACUUGGCUCACGUGCGUGUAA